Panicum virgatum (switchgrass) is the source of this 1531-nucleotide messenger RNA. RefSeq names its product rab GTPase-activating protein 22-like. Gene Ontology annotation, molecular function: GTPase activator activity. The record is from RefSeq and is a predicted model, not a curated record. Bases 500 to 1438 code for a protein of 312 amino acids. The transcript has 7 exons. Lineage: Eukaryota; Viridiplantae; Streptophyta; Magnoliopsida; Poales; Poaceae. Gene Ontology annotation, biological process: activation of GTPase activity.
GACGAAAUCUGGCGUUGUGGUCAUGGCGUGCAGCUGUCCAUUCCCGACCAUCCAAGAAGGGGGGCAAAGAAUGCCCGGGGAAGCCGGCGAGCUGGCCCCUGGCGGCAGCUUGGAACCGGUCCUCCCCCUCCUCCCACCCCUCCCUCCCCGUCGCUCUCGAUCUUCACCUCCUCCUAAUUUAACCCCACCCGGCCUCCCCGGCUCCCGCCGAACCCGUCCCCCCUUAACAUCCCUUCCUCCUCCUCCUGCGGUCCCUACUCCCAGGAGGUGGGCAGGAAGGAAGGCUGGUUCGAGGGGGGAUCGGCUCCGGCUCUGCUCCGUCGCGCGCCAUUCCGCUGGGUUCUGGUUGCUUCGGCCGUUUCUUGGGGUCAACAUUGGAAGGCCAAUCGGUUGUUGGGGGGUCCUUCCUGAACCGCAAAGAUGGCACUGUCGUUCCAAGCGUCUUCGUUGGAUUUGACCUCUUCGCCUUGUGGUCUGCUGCCGUUGAUUGAGCUCGAAGAUGAUGAAAUGGGGGCUCAGCAGCGGCACGCCCGCGGAUUCCUACUACGAGGUCCGGUCGGAUUGCACGGACGAUGUGCCCAAGAGCAAGUUCAAAAUCAAGGCUGGCAGAACAUUAAGUGCUCGGAAAUGGCAUGCUGCAUUUAGUCCCGAUGGCUGUCUGGAUAUUGCCUCAGUCCUAAGCCGGAUACAAAGAGGAGGUGUGCAUCCAACAGUCAGGGGGGAGGUUUGGGAAUUCUUACUUGGCUGUUUCGAUCCCAGAAGUACCUUUGAUGAGAGGGAAGAGAUCAGGCAAAUACGCAGGUUACAGUAUGCCAGGUGGAAGGAAGACUGUCGAGAGAUGGAUUCUCAUGUUGGUAGCGGUAAAAUUAUCACAGCACCACUUAUCACUGAGGAUGGCAGACCUAUUAAGGAUCCUCUGGUUUUACUUGAGGCUACUGCCGACAAGAACGAUUCAGAAGGUGCUCCAGCUACCAGCAGAAAUAAUGGAAUUGAAAUAGAUGAAACUGCAGAACGCAUUACAGAUAAGCAAAUUAUUGAGUGGAAGUUGACAUUACAUCAAAUCGGGCUUGAUGUGUUACGCACUGAUCGCACCAUGGUAUUCUAUGAGAACAAAGAGAACCUUUCCAAAUUAUGGGAUAUUCUAGCUGUGUAUGCAUGGAUUGACAAGGAUGUCGGUUACUGUCAAGGAAUGAGUGAUUUAUGCUCACCAAUGAUAGUGCUACUCAAUGAUGAAGCAGAUGCAUUUUGGUGCUUUGAGAAAUUGAUGCGUAGAUUGCGCGGAAAUUUCAAAUGCACGGAUGGCUAUGGUCAAAUAUAUACAAAGGAUCCUCAAAUUUAUAUUCACACGAAACAGGAUAUUCUUAUGUUCCAUUUAUAUGCCAAUAAAAUUGAGGUGCAGGUCUUAGUGACACUUGGCUGCAAAAACUCUAUGUUUUGAAUUCACUAAUAUAAAAUAUAUCAACUAUCAUAAGUUUGUUGCAAAAUGAACUGCAUUAAUAAUUAUUCUAAAAUUGACUGUGAUGAGAACAAA